Prunus avium (sweet cherry) is the source of this 1144-nucleotide messenger RNA. NCBI's taxonomy places the organism in Eukaryota, Viridiplantae, Streptophyta, Magnoliopsida, Rosales, Rosaceae. The record is from RefSeq and is a predicted model, not a curated record.
GUAAUAUUGUUGCUCUACCUAAAUGCUCCUCCUAUGGGCACCAAAAUGCUAAACAUGUCAGCCCUCAAUCUUGAAAGUGAAUGCAAAGAGAUUCAUGAUUCUUGGGGACAGCUAAACCAAUUGGGUCUGGCUUUGGCUAGCCGAACCCGGCUUGAAAGGCAACAGAUUAGAGAAACUUACAAGGCAAUUUAUGGAGAGGACUUGGCAAACAGACUCCAAAAGGCAGAUCAAAUGGCUGACAACAGAAAACAGGCAGCUGCUGGUGUUGGGGUUUCACCAAAAUUAUGUGCAGCCUUGUCCAUGUGGAUGAUAGAGCAGCACGAACGCGAUGCAAUCAUGAUCCAGGAGGCCCUUGAUGAUCAGCAAGGUGACACAAACUAUAGCGCUCUUGUAGAGAUUUUUGUUGGUCGAAAAUCAAGUCAAAUCCUUCUCAUCAAACAAGCAUAUCAGAGAAGAUUUAGGAGGCAGUUGGACCAAGAUAUCAUCCAUAUUGAGCCUCCCCAUCCUUACCAAAAGAUACUGGUGGCAUUGGUUGCAUCCCACAAGGCACACCAAGCAGAUAUUAGCCAACAUAUCGCCCAGUCGGAUGCACGGAGGCUCUACGAAACAGGGGAGGGGAGUUCAGGGCCCAUAGAAGCUGUUGUACUAGAAAUACUAAGCAAACGGAGCAUUCCACAGCUUAAACUUACAUUUUCUUGCUAUAAACACAUCUAUGGACAUGAGUAUACAGAGUACCUGAAGACCAGAAACUCUGGAGAAUUUGAAAACGCAAUGAAAACAGUCGUCCAAUGCAUCUACAGACCAGCUACCUAUUUUGCUACGAUAUUGUAUGCAAGCAUCAAGGGGUCCAUGACCGAUAAAGGCGCAUUGGCACGUGUGAUGGUGAACAGAGCUGAAGUAGACAUGGAUGAAAUUCGAAGGGAGUUUAAGAGGCAGCAUGGGAUUGAACUCAGAGAUGCAUUAUGUGACAGUGACAAAAUCCCAUUUGGGGAUUACAGAGACUUUCUUGUUGCCUUGACGGCCUCCAAAUGAACUGCCACCACAGGCUAAACCUAUUAUAUAUAUAUUCUAUAUAAUCAUCGCUUGAUGAUGUUUUCAACAACUUGAAUUUGUUAUUGAUCGAAUAUACCCAUUUCUCUUUUUA